AAAGACAACCUUAUCUUAUUCGUGCUAAGCCAACAGCUUUAGACUUAGAAAAUGUUUUAACAGAGUUGUACAGAUUAAUUGGGAACAGUAAAAAGCAGUCAAAGUGGAAUAAAAGCGGGAUAAGGAAUAUACCCAUCCGUCAACCAAAAUCCUCCAAGAAGAGAACAAAAUCAAAUACAAAAUCUGCAAAGAACGUGGAUAAUACAGAAAUGAAUGAUGGCUCAAAGGAGUGGUUAAA
Messenger RNA from Paramuricea clavata, 238 nucleotides. The record is from the annotation of a GenBank genome assembly. NCBI's taxonomy places the organism in Eukaryota, Metazoa, Cnidaria, Anthozoa, Malacalcyonacea, Plexauridae.